This is a messenger RNA of Canariomyces notabilis, 2032 nucleotides long. RefSeq lists its product as uncharacterized. The record is from RefSeq and is a predicted model, not a curated record. Gene Ontology annotation, cellular component: extracellular region. The coding region runs from base 470 to 1873 and encodes 467 amino acids. NCBI's taxonomy places the organism in Eukaryota, Fungi, Ascomycota, Sordariomycetes, Sordariales, Chaetomiaceae. The transcript has 2 exons.
CCCCAUCACCCGGGCGCAACCCAGCCGAGAUCCCGAGGAUGGAGCUCAACAAUCGCGGGACACAGUCCCUAAACCGGGAACGGGAAGUGCUAAGCUUCCAGCCUUGGCGCGUCAGUCUCGAAAGGUAAACGAUCGGCUUACCUCGCCCGUACACCUUGCCGGUCGAGAACUCACCUCCUUUUUAUGGAAGACACGAGUGAGUCACUUGCAGAACUCCGAGGGACAUGCGGGCAACGAGACGACUAAACGUUGCUAUCAAUGAUCAUGCACUGCGGAGCCAGUGGCUCGGCGAGCGGCGACCAGAGGCCGGGGCUUGCUGUACAUAUACCGCCCAGUCCGCUCCUUUCUCUCGUAAAUCUGGAGGGUCCCUGAGAGAUCUCGUCAGAGUCCCGGCUAUACGUCCAAGAUCUCCCCAUCUUCAACUCCUCUUUUCCCCUUCCCCAAUUUUCUGUUGCUUCGACGUUGCAACAUGAAGGUCACGGGUGUCAUCGCGGCGAUGGCUGCUGUGGCAGCUGCCGCCGAGUCGUCCGGCAAGAUGGAAAAAGUGAUGGAGAUCAAGACGAAGCAAUGGGCCGACGCCAGAGCGAGGGGCCUCUUCGGAGGGUCAUCUCGCUAUUUCAAGAUCGGCUCCAAGUAUCCUUGCAUCAGGGGCAAAUCCGGCCGAGGAGACCAACAGUACCAGUGCAACAACGUUGAUAUGCACGGCUUCUUGAGCCACGAAGAUCUUGGCUCUGUCGACAAGGCCGGCAACGACGUUUGGGGCUGGACGUCGCCUUCUGGGCGUGAAUUCGGCAUCGUUGGCCAGACGGACGGUGUCGGCUUUGUCGAGAUUCUCAACAACGGCAAUCUCGAGUACCUCGGGCGCCUCGACACGCAGACCACGGUCACCAGCUGGAGAGAUAUCAAGGUGAUUGGUCAUCAUGCCUAUAUCGGGUCAGAGGCUCCAGACCAUGGACUGCAGAUCUUUGACCUCACCAAGCUCGAACGUGAGGUGAAGCCUUGGUGGAAUCCGUUCUUCUGGAGGCCUAAGGUCUUCAACAAGGAGAAAGACCUGACGGCUCUCUUCACCGGUUUCGGUUCGUCGCACAACAUUGUGGCGCAUCCUGAGACCAAUAUGAUCUACGCCGUCGGGGGCAGGUCAGGUGCCAACUCGAGAAACACCACUUGCGCCGGUGGGAUGUUCAUGGUCGACGUGUCGAACCCAGCCAAGCCCGUCUCACCCGGUUGCAUUCCACAAGACGGGUACGUCCAUGAUGCCCAGUGCGUCAUCUACAAGGGCCCGACGGAGAAGUAUCUCGGCAAGGAGAUCUGCUUCGCCUACAACGAAGACACCUUGACCAUCAUGGACGUGACCGACAAGAAGAACCCGGUCGUCGUCUCCCGGACCCCCUACGUCGGCUUCGCCUACACGCACCAGGGCUGGCUGGUCGACGACACCAUGACCUUCCUCCUGCUCGACGACGAGCUGGAUGAGAUGGAUGGCACCAACCCUGGCAAACCGGGGCACACCACCACCUACAUAUUCAACGUCACCAACCUCGAAGCGCCCGUGAAUACGGGAUACUACCAGAGCCCGGCCAAGUCCAUCGACCAUAACCAAUACGUUGUCAAGGGACUCUCGUACCAAUCGAACUAUGGGUCGGGGCUCCGCGUGGUCGAUGUUUCAGGAGUUGAACGGGAUCCCACGGGUGGUCUUUUCGAGGAGGUCGGGUUCUUUGACUGUCAUCCGGAGGACGACGCGGAGAACGGCGUGGUUGAGUUCCUCGGGACUUGGUCUGUCUAUCCGUACUUCAAGUCCGGAUAUAUUCUCCUCAACUCGAUCGAGCGCGGGAUAUUCUCGCUCAAGUACACUGGCCGCAAGGCCAAGUACUAAGUAGGACUGAUAGCCAGGUACAUACUUGUAAGCUGGCAUUAGUUCAAAGGCCACAGAAAGUCUUCGAACAACCUUUCGAGAGAAGAAUAUUGGAAAUGUUUCCAUGAUGUUUGUUCAACCAUGACUCCACAACCGCGGUUAUAACUGGCUGCUAAUGCA